AUGGGUAAAAAGGUCAAAGCCGCGAUGGAGUCGGGCGCACUUGUGACCGACGCGAUUGUCGUCGGUAUCAUUAAGGACGCCAUCAAGAGUUCGGAAUGCCGUUGUGCCUUUAUUCUUGAAGACUUUCCACGAGCGGUCGUGCAGGCCAAAAAGCUCGACGAGAUAUUGACGAAGAAAAACACCUCGGUGGAUGCUGUGGUGAUCAUUAACGUGCCGGAAAAAGUGCUGGUUAUACGCAUUGCAGGUAACGCGUUCACUUGGCUAGUGGCCGCAGUAACCAUGUCAAGUUUGCUCCGCCGAAUGUGGACGGAAAGGACGACACUACGCGCGAGCAGUUGA
Molecule: messenger RNA, 339 nt
Organism: Peronospora matthiolae
Lineage: Eukaryota; Oomycota; Peronosporomycetes; Peronosporales; Peronosporaceae
Source: the annotation of a GenBank genome assembly